AUGUGUAUAAGAGGCAGCCAAGGGCAAUUUCCACUCACACAGAAUGUUACAGUUGUUGAAGGGGGAACAGCAAAUUUGACCUGCAGGGUUGAUCAAAAUGAUAACACCUCCCUCCAGUGGUCAAAUCCAGCUCAACAGACUCUGUACUUCGAUGACAAGAAAGCCCUGAGGGACAACAGAAUUGAGCUGGUUCGAGCUUCAUGGCAUGAACUGAGCAUCAGCGUCAGUGAUGUGUCUCUGUCAGAUGAAGGGCAAUACACCUGUUCUUUAUUUACUAUGCCUGUCAAAACUUCCAAGGCUUUUCUCACUGUUCUGGGUGUUCCUGAGAAGCCACAAAUUAGUGGAUUUACUUCACCAGUUAUGGAGGGAGAGAGGAUGCAGCUAACCUGCAAGACCUCUGGUAGCAAACCAGCAGCUGAUAUCAGAUGGUUCAAGAAUGACAAAGAGAUUAAAGAUGUCAAAUAUUUAAAAGAAGAGGAUGCAAAUCGCAGGACAUUCACAGUUAGCAGCACAUUGGAUUUCCGAGCGGAUCGGAGUGAUGAUGGUGUCGUUGUAAGUUGCAGAGUAGACCAUGAGUCCUUAAACUCCACACCUCAGAUAGCAAGGCAGGUUCUAGAAAUACACUAUACACCUUCAGUUAAAAUCAUAUCUUCCAGUUCAUGGCCAGAAGAAGGACAAUCUAUAGUUUUGACUUGUGAAUCCAAAGGAAAACCACUGCCGGAACCAGUAUUGUGGACAAAGGAUGGCGGAGAACUACCAGAUCCAGAGAGAAUGGUUGUCAAUGGUAGGGACCUAAGAAUUAGUUUCCUAAACAAAACGGACAAUGGUACAUAUCGAUGUGAAGCAACAAACCCUAUUGGCCAAAACAGCACAGAGUAUGUCCUGAUUGUACAUGAUGUUUCCAACACUUUGCUUCCCACCACUGUCAUCCCCUCACUUACCACUGCAACAGUCACAACCACUGUAGCCUUAACAACCAGCACAGCCACAUCGGCAACAGCCAUCAGCACCAGAGACCCAAAUGCUUUGGCUGGACAGACUGGACCUGACCAUGCUCUCAUAGGAGGAGUAGUGGCUGUAGUUGUCUUUGUCACAUUAUGUUCUAUAAUUCUGCUUGGACGAUAUCUGGCAAGACAUAAAGGAACAUAUUUAACAAAUGAAGCUAAAGGAGCUGAAGAUGCACCUGAUGCUGACACAGCCAUUAUCAAUGCAGAAGGCAGCCAAGUCAAUGCAGAGGAGAAAAAGGAGUAUUUCAUUUAGAUGCAGACCUAGAUUCUCUGAGUUUUACUUAUUAGGCUGACUGCUGGAGAAAACUGGCUAUCAUCUUUCAGAAUUCAUUUCUGUCAUCUUCUGCAAACUUUAUUAACUUACAUACUGCUAUAAAUAGCCAGUUUAUGCCAACAAUCAGUUGUUGACAGCAUCAUUCUUUCUUUACAGUACCAUCCACAAUGCAGGACAUUUCUUAUUGCCUAAAAUUCAUAUCCAUUGCUCUCUUAACAUACAGUGCUUGAAUAUACAGCCUUAACAAUGUUAAUCUUCAUCUUAAAUCAUGCUAUUGAGUUUUCUACAUUUUUAAAUGUUAUAUAACUUUCUUCUUUUCCAGUUUUCUUUUACCAUGGUCCCUAUCAGUAUGUCAUUGGAUGAUUUUCAUAACAAAUACUAUUCGAUAAGGACAUAAUGUACUUACAUAAAACAUUAAAUCUAAGAUUAGAGGUUUACAAAGAAUGUUUUAUACAUGUCUAUAAUUCAAAGGCAACCUGUUUUUGAAACAUAUGCCCUAGGAACCACAAACUGAAAACAUUAUAGUAUAGUUUCUUGUAUGCUUGGAUUUGGUGGAAAAGGAGUAUCAAUACAUUGUUAAAAAUGGCACCUUGAUACUAAUUCCAUGCUUGGGUGGUAGUUACAUCACACUGUAUUAUCUAUACAGAUUAUGCAGAGUUAGAUAAUGGUAGCUUCAUUCUAAAACAAAUUUAUUCAGCCCUUUUACUGCUUUUUGGGAUCACAAGAUUAGAUAUGUUUCUGUAAUUUCGGUUUUAAUAAUUUAUUUGCUUCAUAUGGACUCACCUGCCUAUUCAGAUUUGUAGUGUUCAUGGGGCACAAUUGCAAAGCAUUUUCCUAUCUGUAUAUAGUGCAUAUAAUAAAUCCAAUUAAACAUUAUUUGAUACAUAUUUAACUUUUUUGGCUAUAGCUAAGUCAGUCACAAGUAAGCAUUUUCUAAUGUCCAUUAUAUCCCUUUAGAUAUGACUUAAAUCAAUAUUCUGAAUAGAUAACAUGUAUUAGUAUUUUUUGUCUGUAUGUCCUAGCACUGUUCAGCAGCAAACUUUUCUAGUUCUUGUUAAUUUUUCUUUGUUAUACAAUGGAAGCACAAUGUUAUAUGGAAAGGUAGUUUUAAGCUAACAACCAGUGCACAGCCUCAGGUUUUGAAUUACAACCACAUUUGAUUAAUAUCCUUAAAAAAUACUGUUAUGUUGCUAAAUUCUCAAUUUUUAAUUCGGCAGUUCCACAGCUGCUUAUCUAUGUUGGGUUGCCAAAAAAACAAAAACAACAAAAAAAAAACCACAAGAAAAAAAAAGAAAAAAAAGCGUUAAAUGAUAUAUGUUUUGUGUAUACGGUAAAUGGACUAAUUCUUUAUAUUAAAUUCCUGUCUAUGCAUUUUGUGGGGUACAAACUUAUGUCACAGUGAAUGAUAGAGAAUUUUUGCCAAUGCUUUUAGCUCUAUGGUGAAAGUCUCUCUUAAAGUCUCAUGUUCUUAAAUAUGACAACAAAACACUAUAAGCCCAAUGGCUUAUUUCCUCUUCCACUGAAAUAAAAAUGGUGCCAGAUCAACUCUUGGUAGUGAUUCCAUGCUGGAGAAUGAAAAUCUGUAUCGUUUGGAGUUCAUCUCCCUCUCCCAAGUGUUGCACCUUUGAAAAAUAAUAUUUCUAUACGGUUGCUAUACUUGUGAAGUCUAAAAGCAUGAUGGCUUAUUGUAAAGGAUUAUCUCUUGGGAUUUAUUUUUUGUGGGGGCAGGGGAGGGAGAAUCUGAAUACAUCAUCAUGUAUUAAGAUAAAAUGGAAGACAAAGGUGCUGUGUCAGAUUAUUUAUCAGAAGAGUAUAAGCCUGUUAAGGAGAAUAUUAUAGUAUUAUUUUUUGUUUUGUUUUCUUUCAUUCUUUUUGUUGAAACAUUUAUCUUGUUAAUUUCUAAGAAAAAGAGGGCGAUGUUGAUCAAGCAGCACUUUUUCA
Terrapene triunguis (Three-toed box turtle) is the source of this 3222-nucleotide messenger RNA. It is a transcript of the gene CADM2, whose product is annotated as cell adhesion molecule 2. The record is from RefSeq and is a predicted model, not a curated record. The coding region runs from base 1 to 1260 and encodes 419 amino acids. The transcript has 10 exons. NCBI's taxonomy places the organism in Eukaryota, Metazoa, Chordata, Testudines, Emydidae.